This is a messenger RNA of Cyphellophora attinorum, 1677 nucleotides long. RefSeq names its product Sugar transporter STL1. Gene Ontology annotation, molecular function: carbohydrate:proton symporter activity. NCBI's taxonomy places the organism in Eukaryota, Fungi, Ascomycota, Eurotiomycetes, Chaetothyriales, Cyphellophoraceae. The transcript has a single exon. Gene Ontology annotation, cellular component: membrane. Gene Ontology annotation, biological process: transmembrane transport; carbohydrate transport. Bases 1 to 1677 code for a protein of 558 amino acids. The record is from RefSeq and is a predicted model, not a curated record.
AUGGCCUUCAAGCCAUGGAAAGCUUUGCCAGGCAAAGGCGUCUUGCUUUCGCUCAACCUCUUCAGUGCAGUCGCCCUCAUCUACGAAGGUUACAAUCAAGGAGUCUACGGCGCUGUCUCCGGUACACCUGCCUUCAUCGACAUGGCAAAGAUCGGAGCUAACGGGGUUGUUACCAAUUCCACAAAGCAAGGUGGACUUGCGGCCGCCUACUACUUUGGCGCUAUCUGGGGUGCCUUCAUCGGUGGCCAUCUUGGUGACAAGUACGGUCGAAAGGCAGGGGCUUUCAUGGGUGCUCUCGCGUCCUUGAUCGGCUCCGCCCUUCAAGCCGGCUCUGUCAACGCCAACAUGUUUAUCUGCGCCCGCGUCAUCUCAGGUCUCGGCAUUGGAUUCGUCAACGUCCUCAUUCCCUCUUGGGUCUCGGAGCUUUCGGAAGCUCAUGACCGUGGUUCCACUUUCUCGUUGGUCUUCGUCUCCAACUUCUUGGGAAUCUUCAUCGCGAACUGGAUCAACUUUGGCAUCCGAAACAGCGGCCUCGAGUUCCGAUGGCGGUUCCCUCUUGGAUUCAUGUGCAUUCCGAUGUUGAUCGUCCUCGUCACGAUCGUCUUCCUUCCUGAGUCGCCACGCUGGCUCAUGGCCAAUCACCGCAAAGAAGAAGCCAUCGAGAUCUUGUGCAAGAUCCGUGGAGACAAGGACGUCAACGACCCCUCAGUCCGCGAAGAGCUCGAGCAGCUUGAAGCUAUUGUCGAAGCAUCUCAUCACAAGCGUAACAAGUACAUCAACAUCACACUCGGCGGCAGAUAUUCCGGCAAGCUGCACCUUGGGCGUCGCGCCGUGCUGGGUUUGGCGCUGCAGCAGAUUCAACAGUGGACUGGCAUAUUGGUCAUGGUCUCGUGGGCCGCGAAGCUUUUCGAACUUGCUGGAUUCAGUGCUUACAAGGCAUCCUGGCUGUCCGGCUUGCUCAACACUUUCGGUGUUAUUGGUACGGCAGCAGCUGCCCUGGUCAUCGAUCGACUUGGCCGCCGCAAGUCUCUCCAAAUCUCGUUCGCCAUCCAGGGAGUAUCUCUGUUCCUGGUCGCCGCACUGAUCAAGACCUCCCAAGAUCGUCUUGUCUCCGAUCCGAACUUCUCGCAAACUGUGGGAACUGCUGGAUCAGCUUUCACCUUCACAUUUGUCUUCUUCUUCUGCAUGUUCAACAUUGUGCCUUGCUGGAUCUAUGGCACUGAGAUCUGGCCGCAGGAGGUUCGUGCAAAGGGAUACUCCUACACUAUCCUUGGAUGGGCCAUUGGCUGCGGUACGACAACAUUCGUCAUCCCCAUUAUGCUCGCCAACAUUGGGUGGUGGUCGUUCAUCUUCUUUGGUUGCAUGAACUUUGUUGUGAUGCCCAUCAUCCACUUCUUCUACCCCGAAACUGCGCGACGCAGUCUCGAAGAGGUUGAUCUGCUCUUCGCCUCAGACAGCCUGCUGGCCAGCAAGAACAUGGCUGAACACGACCGACGCGUGGACGAGGCUGGUGGCAAUGUUGCUGUUGCUGCACGGAGACUGCUCGACGAGGUCAACGGCGAGACUCAUUUGGAUCCCAGACGGGUGUCGAUUACUGGCGAAUUCGGUGAAGGUAAAUCAGCCGCAUCUGACAUGGAGCACUCCGAAAUUUCGGCGAAUGGUGAAAAGCAGAUCUAG